Messenger RNA from Salmo salar (Atlantic salmon), 6955 nucleotides. RefSeq lists its product as uncharacterized. Gene Ontology annotation, molecular function: protein binding; DNA binding. Gene Ontology annotation, biological process: double-strand break repair via homologous recombination. Gene Ontology annotation, cellular component: nucleoplasm. The record is from RefSeq and is a predicted model, not a curated record. NCBI's taxonomy places the organism in Eukaryota, Metazoa, Chordata, Actinopteri, Salmoniformes, Salmonidae.
UUGAAUUUACAAACACACCCAAAAUCGUAAAAUGUCAGCUAGUUAUUUGUUAUGCUAGCAAGAAGUUGCAUAGCAACAGCAUCAACUUCCAGUAGACAGGCGAAGUACUAGUAUCGUUCGUUUACAGUAUCCUAAAAUUAACUAAUAGUAUGUACUCAUUGUGUAGUAUUCAAACAAGCUGUGGUUUCUAUAUGUUUGAUAACGUCCCAUUUAUUCCAUUCCAGCCAUUACAAUGAGCCCGUCCUCCUAUAGCUCCUCCCACCAGCCUCCUCUGUGCUAUACAGGUGUCUGGUUGGUUGGUGGCCAACUUUUUUCUCCCUCUGUUUGUAUCACAAAUGUAACGUGAUUGAACACACACUAUCGCACAGUAGGUGGCGGUAUGCACAAACAAAAUGUGUGAACGCCAUGAUACCAAAGAAGAAGAUAUACUCCACCCUCCCUUCUGGAAGCAGUCAGUCAACCGGCUGUUGCAUUUUCGGUUAUCCAUUGGUCUUGUCUGGACGGUGAAGUCGCGGGAGAGUUUGGACAAAAAUGGUGGAUAAAUAAAUGGAGUUCACUCAGACCGUUUAAAAAAAGGUAUCAAUUUACGGUCUGCUUAAAAGGGUGGCGCUCCCAUAGACACCAAUGCGAUAGCAGCUGGGUCUGGUCUGCUUUGUUCAUUGAUUGAACCAGAAGAAACAGCGACUGGAUUGGAAUUUUUCCUGUCCCCCCCCCCAAAAAAACGUGACUAGCUAGCAUAUUGACGCCGAUAAAUAAAGAAACAAAAGGCUUUGAAUGCUAACUGUCAAAGGUGACCAUUAGGAUCGCGUGACAAGAAUGGAGGAUAAUUUGGAGAGCGUGCUCCAUUGCGAUGACAAGGAGGAGUUGAGGCGGAAACUGGCCCUGCUACAGAGGGAGUACUCCAGGACAGUUCAGAGAUUACAGCGAGCUGAGCGUUCAGAUGCCGUGCGGAAGCAUGUGAGGAGCCGGAUCUCUGAGCAGAACCUCCAGGACCAGACAGACCCAGUCCCAGCCAACACCUUUCCCAACCCAGCUCUACCCCCCCUCUCCCUUGGUAGCCCUGCUAGGACAGCCCCAGGUUCAGCCUUACCACUAGGCCCCGCUGGAGACUCGACUGUGGCGGCAUCGUGUCCGGUGGAAUCGGAGAACCCCAGGCAGAGGAGUCCGUCCAUCCGCUUCCUCCUCCCCGUCGAUAACUCUUGCCCUCAGACACCUGACCUUAACCCUCACAGACGAAGCCACUCCCUCCGGCUGAGGUCACGGAGAAGCCGGCUGCGCUGGGAGGGGAGGGGCGAGGGGGCAGGGGGGAGGUACGACACGGAGACCAGCGAGGACGGGCUGGAACUGGACGCACGGACAGAGAAAGAAGAGGACGGAGAGAAGAGAAAGAUGGGGGAAGAGAAGGAGGGUGAGAAGAAAGAGCUAGAGAGGGAGGAGAAUGAGAGGGAAACUCCAGAUAAAGAGGCAAUGAAACAGAGAGAUGGAGAGGAGAGAGAAGAACAGAGGACAUAUGGACAGAAGGAGAUAGAGAAGGAAGGGGUGAACCUGAGGAGAGAUGGAGAGAGUGAGAGAGAAGAGGGAGGUGAUUCAGGAGCUGUGGGAGCCUCUGUGUUAGGGGCUGUUGGGUUGUGUAACACUGGGGGGGUCCUGGACUCGUGCACUCUGGUGGAAGGUCUGCCGUUCCCUGUAGAAUACUACAUCAGAACCACAAGACGCAUGGCCUCGUCACAGAGCCACAGAGACCUGCAGGCUGUCAUUCUGAACCAACUCAACAGGGGGCGCCACAGAAGGAGCAGGGGCCGGAUGUCUAACACACACUCACUCUCAACUUCACACUCCGACUCACUAGCACAACCCUCCAAUCACCGCCAGUGCUCAAGUCAACUGACCUCAAACUCACCGACCAAUCGCACACCGGUCGAGGAGCCAUCAGCCAAUCAGAUGCUUACCUCUGAGUCAGGGACCAAUCAGAGUGAGCGUUUACCUUCCAGAGCCUGCAGUGUUCGGCCGAUCAGAGGCCGGAGGAGGAGAGGAAGGAGGCCGAGACUGGGCCGCUCUCUAAGUUUGGACUCGGAUCCUCCAGCACCAGGCCCAGACAACACCCAGACCCCGGCCGCUAUUAGCCCAGCCUCACAGCCUCUCCCUGGGGGUGGAUGUCCAGAGCGCUGGCCUCUCUCUGGAGGUGUGGAGGAACAGCUUUAUCCCAUCUUCAGAAGGAGCUGUGUCUCUCCCCUCAUUCACACACCAAAGCAGAGCAAAGAGAGUGUGUGGUGUCUCCUCCUGCCCUCCUCCCUCUCCCCUGGAGGACCAGCAGUGCACCCUGGGAGUCUGGGCCGCUUCAUCUCAACCUUUGACCUCCAGGAUUUCCAUCUCCCCGACGACCAGUUCGGACAGCUAAAGCUCCAGAAGCUUCGCGCCUCGUCUGCCGUCCCAGAACCGGAACCCUUCUCACCUUACAACAUGCGUCGUCGCUGCAGCAGAGGCUCGGUCCACGGUCUCCACGGCGACACAGGCGGUCUGAUGUCUAAAGCGCCUACGCCUAAGCCCCUCCCUCUCAGCCUCACCCCUCCUGUCACAGACUGUGUCACUCCGGUAGAACAGUCUAUAGACAGAUCUAUAGGCCAGCAUCUUAUAGACCACACUAUAGGCCAGCAGUCUAUAGACGCACUAAACCAUUCUACAGACCUCCAUUCAAAGUACCAUUCAGUUUGCCAGUUUACAGAUCACCUUGUAGACCAGCCUACUGGCCAUCAGUCUACAGACCACCUUGUAGACCAGCCUACUGGCCAUCAGUCUACAGACCACCUUGUAGACCAGCCUACUGGCCAUCAGUCUACAGACCACCUUGUAGACCAGCCUACUGGCCAUCAGUCUACAGACCACCUUGUAGACCAGCCUACUGGCCAUCAGUCUACAGACCACCUUGUAGACCAGCCUACUGGCCAUCAGUCUACAGACCACCUUGUAGACCAGCCUACUGGCCAUCAGUCUACAGACCACCUUGUAGACCAGCCUACUGGCCAUCAGUCUACAGACCACCUUGUAGACCAGCCUACUGGCCAUCAGUCUACAGACCAGCCUAUAGGCCAUCAGUCUACAGACCAUCCUGUAGACCAGCCUAUAGGCCAUCAGUCUACAGACCACCUUGUAGACCAGCCUACUGGCCAUCAGUCUACAGACCACCUUGUAGACCAGCCUACUGGCCAUCAGUCUACAGACCACCUUGUAGACCAGCCUAUAGGCCAUCAGUCUACAGACCACCUUGUAGACCAGCCUACUGGCCAUCAGUCUACAGACCACCUUGUAGACCAGCCUAUAGGCCAUCAGUCUACAGACCAUCCUGUAGACCAGCUUAUAGGCCAUCAGCUUACCGUUUUAGUUGGCCAGUCUAUAGACUUUCCUUCAGUAGACCAGCAGACAGGCCGACUCACUGCUGAGUGCCCUUCCCUUCAAACUGAAAUAGAGACAGAGUGCCCUCCCGAGUGUCCAUCCUUCCACACAAAGACUAAGUGCCUUUCUACGUGUCCUACGAAGUUCUCUGUCGAGUGCCUUACCAAAUGUCCUUCCAUGUGCACUACUGAGUGCCCUUCCCUCCGGACGGAGACAGAUGCAGAGUGUGCUGUCCCCCCCAGCCCCUCCCUGCUCCUCCUUAGCCCCUCCCUAACCAGCCACACCCCUCGCGGACACACCCUCUCCCUUCCCCUCUCCUCCAGUCCCCCCUUACCUUCCUUAGGGAUGACCCCUAACCCCUUGACCCCUAACCCCAACAUACCCCUCUCCCUCCCUGACAGCUCCCCAUUACCUUCUUUAGAGGCGGUGACUCACAUCCCCUCCUGCCCUCCCUGCCCACCCUCUCUGACCCUCCCCCUCUCCUGCUCUCCCUGCCCCCCCACUCUGACCCUCCCCUUCCCCUCUAGUCCCUCCACCCAAGCCCUCUCUCCUCCCUCCCUCUCUCCCUGCCCCUCUCCAGCCAUCCCUCUCUCCUCCUCCCCUCCCUCCCUCGCUCCCUGCCACCCCAGCAUGGUUGAUUCCCUGACCAAACUUUUGCUCCCUCCCACUCCUCUACUACUGCCUCAAUCUCUCCCUCCAAACCCAAAUACACCCCCCCCAUUGCCCCCUACCCAGCUUCUUCUUCGCCAGCCAGCUCCCUCUCUCCACUCAACCAGACAGGCCACAGAGGAGAGAGGAGAAGGAGAGGAGGAGAGAGCGUGGAGGAAGAAGGAAGAGAAGAGGGAUGGGAUGACAGAGGGUGUCUUAAUGCUCUCUCACACACUGAAGGCCCCUGCAGGAGGCAGCCUGGUGGAUGUGUGCUGUGUGUCGUGGCUGUCAGUAGGUGUAUGUGUAGCGGUGGCAGGAGAGUGGGAGGUGUGUGUUUGGGGUCAGACCAACCCCCCACACUGGAGACGACUGCACACCUGGACCUUCAUAGAAUCAGUGAUGUCAGUGUUUCCUGUGCCGGACGCUCCUGGACUUCUGUGUGUGACUCUGGGCCAGCUGGAAAUCAGAGAGGUCAGGGUACUGUGCUGCUCCAGUCUGUCCCAGGCAGUGCUGUGUGAGGGGGAGGUCCAGAUGGUGGUGGGCAUGUCCAACCGAAGGCUGGUUAGCUCCUCCUACUCUGUAGCCACAACCCCGCUGCAGGUCUACACACUGACACAGGAUGGCAGGCUGCAGGGCUGCCUGUCUUUGGUCUGUCCUACUGAGCACGUGCGGACCGUGGCGGCGGUGGAGGGACAGACUGACGCUCUGAUUGGCUCAACCCACGGCGGACAUGUUGUUCUGUGGAACGUGACGACGGGGCAGCUGCUGCGUCGCAUCACUCUGGGAGAUGGUUUCACGGAUACGACCUGCCUCCGAGGAUACUCCCUCUGCGGGGUGCUGUUUGUCCUGUUGCAACACCCGUCCCUGUGUGCUGUGGAGGAGGAAGAGGGAGGGGCUCUGUUCUCGCUGGUCGCCACCAACCCUCUGACUGGCACCGUCGCCCUGGCAACCAGACUAGGCCUCCCCAAAGCCUGCACCGGGAGGCUGGUGGAGGUUGAUGUCCAUGGCUCCAGUGUGGUUGGGGUUUUCCAGUCCGGCUCAGUGUGUGUGUGGCAGCUUGGGAGGCGUCAGGCCCAGGAGGGGGUCUGGUUCCCAGAGCUUGGGUGUCAGCUCGCCCGUUGGGGGGCGCAGGGAACUGUCCUGACGGCACACCUCAAUGGAGAUGUCUGCUUACACCGCUACAGACCACUCUGAUCUACUAUAGACCACUCUGAUCUACUAUAGACCACUCUGAUCUACUAUAGACCACUCUGAUCUACUAUAGACCACUCUGAUCUACUACAGACCACUCUGAUCUACUACAGACCACUCUGAUCUACUAUAGACCACUCUGAUCUACUAUAGACCACUCUGAUCUACUACAGACCACUCUGAACAACUACAGACCACUAUGGACCACUCUGAACUACUACAGACCACUAUAGACCGCUAUAGACCAUUCUGAACUACCAUAGACCACUGAACUACUACAGACCACUGUAGACCACUCUGAACCACAACUGACCCACUAUAGACCACUCUGAACUACUACAGACCACUAUAGACCGCUAUAGACCACUCUGAACUACUACAGACCACUGUAAACCACUGAACCACAACUGACCCACUAUAGACCAUUCUGAACUACCAUAGACCACUCUGAACUACUACAGACCACUGUAAACCACUGAACCACGACUGACCCACUAUAGACCACUCUGAACUACUGUUAUACAUGCCAGAGAGGCAUGUUUGUUCUACAUAACACAUUUCUAUCUGAGGUUAUCCAACGUGUCCUGCUGAAUGCAGCCCAGAAGGGUAUACUACAUAGCAGGAUCAAUGAGUUAGCGCUCUAACUUUGAUAAGCAACCAGAAAUAACUAUUGAUUUUCUGGUUCAUUAAGAAAGAUAAACUUAGAUAUGUGUUUUUGGUUGUUUUAUUAUGCCAUGCACUUUAUAUAUUUCUAUAAAACAAGUUAUUUCAGAAUAUUUAGGCAAGUUAGCUGGAUAACACAUUGCUCUUGCUUUGUAGUAAACACCUGCAACCGUGAUCUCUCUGGUGUUGAAUCACAUUUGGAUUCUGAUUCUACUGAAUCACUUUCUACCACAUCCAAAUGACAUGGUUCAACUGUCUGGUUCCUGAGUCUGUGUUCCAUAUGUGCCUACAUAUAAAUGACGUGGUUCAACUGUCUGGUUCCUGAGUCUGUGUUCCAUAUGUGCCUACAUAUAAAUGACGUGGUUCAACUGUCUGGUUCCUGAGUCUGUGUUCCAUAUGUGCCUACAUAUAAAUGACAUGGUUCAACUGUCUGGUUCCUGAGUCUGUGUUCCAUAUGUACCUACAGAUAAAUUACGUGGUUCAACUGUCUGGUUCCUGAGUCUGUGUUCCAUAUGUACCUACAGAUAAAUUACGUGGUUCAACUGUCUGGUUCCUGAGUCUGUGUUCCAUAUGUACCUACAGAUAAAUGACGUGGUUCAACUGUCUGGUUCAUGAGUCUGUUCCAUAUGUACCUACAUAUAAAUGACGUGGUUCAACUCUGGUUCCUGAGUCUGUGUUCCAUAUGUACCUACAUCCAAAUGACAUGGUUCAACUGUCUGGUUCAUGAGUCUGUUCCAUAUGUACCUACAGAUAAAUGACGUGGUUCAACUGUCUGGUUCCUGAGUCUGUGUUCCAUAUGUACCUACAUCCAAAUGACAUGGUUCAACUGUCUGGUUCCUGAGUCUGUGUUCCAUAUGUGCCUACAGAUAAAUUACGUGGUUCAACUGUCUGGUUCCUGAGUCUGUGUUCCAUAUGUACCUACAGAUAAAUUACGUGGUUCAACUGUCUGGUUCCUGAGUCUGUGUUCCAUAUGUACCUACAGAUAAAUUACGUGGUUCAACUGUCUGGUUCCUGAGUCUGUGUUCCAUAUGUACCUACAGAUAAAUGACGUGGUUCAACUGUC